Molecule: messenger RNA, 372 nt
Organism: Aspergillus luchuensis
Lineage: Eukaryota; Fungi; Ascomycota; Eurotiomycetes; Eurotiales; Aspergillaceae
Exons: 1
Coding region: 1-372 (123 amino acids)
Source: RefSeq, a predicted model, not a curated record
AUGGAAAGCAGCAGCCCACCCGACUACCAAGCGCUAUAUUUGAGGGCUGAGGAAGAGAAGAAAUUGGCAGAGGAGGAACGCCAGCGGGAAGCACAGCUUAGGAAACAAGCAGAGGAACGCGAACGACAAGCUGAGGAACGCCAACGACAAGCUGAGGAACGUCAACGACAAGCUGAGGAACAUCAGCAGCAAGCAGAGCAGGAAAGGGACAAGGAAAGGGAGCAAACACAACAAACCACCUUUGCAGAGCUAAUUCAAUACUGCCACAACUAUACUUCUCUAUGCCUGAGAGUCGAAAGUCCAUCCCGUUCUACGACGGGAACGGUUCCGGCGCCUAAGGGGAAGCGCUGUCCGCUGCAACUUCUGCCUUAG